Molecule: messenger RNA, 405 nt
Organism: Melopsittacus undulatus (budgerigar)
Lineage: Eukaryota; Metazoa; Chordata; Aves; Psittaciformes; Psittaculidae
Gene: IL21
Product: interleukin 21
Exons: 5
Coding region: 1-405 (134 amino acids)
Biological process (GO): immune response; positive regulation of natural killer cell mediated cytotoxicity
Cellular component (GO): extracellular region
Molecular function (GO): cytokine receptor binding
Source: RefSeq, a predicted model, not a curated record
AUGGGGAGGAUGAUUAUUUUAUGUAUACUUUUCUUGAGUUCCAGCAUGGCACUGACUGCAGCCCCAUACAAAACAGCAAAAUACAAACAGCUUCUGAAGACAAUUAAACUGUUAGAAAGCUCAGUGAAAGAUAAGGAUGUUGAACUGCUGCAUACACCAGAAAACCCUGUGGAUGGAUGCAUCUUCACAGCUGUGACCUGCUUCCAGAAGGGCACACUGAAAUUACAACCAGAAAACAGCCAAGUAAAUUCUACAUUCAUCCAAACCAUUAAAAUCUUAAAAAGAUUUUCCUUCAGUGACCCUGGACAGCCAUGCGAGUCUUCAUGUGAAUCUUAUGAGAAAAAAAAACCCAAGGAGUUUUUGACCAGCUUUGCAAAACUAAUCAAAAAGUUAUUCAAGGAUUAA